UCGAGUAGAGUUGCCAUACAGUGUUCAUGUGAUCAUCGAACUUAAAAUCUGAUCGAUUUUUAGAUCAUUUAAUUUAGAUCACAACAAAAAAGAGGGACGCUGCUUUUAAAUUUUUCAAUAAUAAAGUGAAUUGUACUUAAAUAGUUAACAAAAAAUGGCUAAAAUGCCAGGAAUACAGAGGACUCCUUUGAGUGAAAAGGGCAAUAAUCUAGAAGUUCCUGGCGAAAAAAAGGAAUUCAUAACUCCAACAAAAAUCCCGGUUAUGCUAGACCCUUUUAAGACACCAGAAAUACGUCUCGAGCGUCCUAAAGAGUUGCUGGAACGUUUGAAGUUAUCCGGCUCGGCCUCCCGGGUGUGCAAAAACGUACCGUGCUCCAUCACAAUCUGCACUGAACCACGUCCAUUGCGCUCUAGGGAACUCCUCGAGCAAAUGGGUCUGCCGGUUGCCGCUCACCGUCGUUUCGCUUCAGCCUCGAAAACAGGCCAUGAACCCCCCCGGAAAACUCCAAACAAAGCAACGUGCAUUACAACGAGUACACUGGUGGUGCCAUCAAUUGGAUUCUCCUAUCCGAAGGCAACGCCGCCAGCAUCCUCAAAGCGAAGGUUGGCAUUCCAGAACGAGUUGGAUAAGGAUUCGUUACGGCAAAAGCAUGAGAGGAUUACAGCGCGUCUGAAAGAACUGAAAGUAGAGGGCUGGCAGGCAAGUGCAGAGAACCGGUUGCGUCGGCUCAGUAUUUCGGAUCUUCUGAGCCUGCUGCGCUACCUACUGCCCACGACAGGGGUUAAAUUGGCAAAGCCGGUGAACAGGGAUUCCUAUGUGGCGCUUUUGAUGGAGGCACUUCAGCUUCUGGGAUAUCGCAAAAAGGUCAAUCCAUCUUGGCUCCGAAUGCCGGAUGGUAAUGUGCUGGAAAUUCUUGAUUUUCUGUUGGAUUUCGUCGAGUGUAGCGAGGAAGGCAGCCUCUGUGUGUUUCCCAUUGUCGGAGAGCAGCAAGCAUUCGAGCAGGUAGCAAUGUGUUUUGGAUUAGACUCGGAGCAACUGGAGCAGAAAAGGCUGGAAUUGCUAGCCAAAGGGUUGGCCACUCCGAAUGAUUUGUUGCAUCUGCGACGGAGGCUGGAAAAUCUCAAACUUGAAAUACACAACUUUGAUUUUGAAGAAAAAUUAAAUGCACUAAAGACAGAAGAGCAAUGCCUUGAGACCGAUUUAGUCAAAUGUCGCCAGGAAAUUCUUCUGGUUAGCGGAGAAACCGCAGACUAUGAGAAAAAAAUUGGCGAGAUUUCAUCUAAAAACCUCACUAUGCAGCAGAAACUAACGAAGUUACAGAAUCAGGUGGAACAUCAAAUCUACACACCUCACGCUUACACAAGACUUCUAGAUCUGCGCGAAGAGCGCUCCCAAGAACUGAAACUGCAUCUUUUAAGAAUUCAAGAAUUUUCCGAGCGUCUUAAACUGGCCCAUUUAAAAUUCAAACGCUGUCGAAAAGAACUGAUGGAAACUAUCGAAGCCUUUAAUGUACAGAUGCGUGAUUUCGAGUACUCAUUGAUUUUCAAAAACGACCACCAGAUAUCCCUGCAAUUACCUUUAAAUCCCACACUACAAGAUAUCCGAGACCGGGUAAAGCAAUUGCAGCAACGCAGAAGCCUACUGUCGGCAGUUAAAUGAAUCCACAAUCCCCUGAGAAAAGCCACGCAUCUCAUUGAAUCUCAUAGAGUUAAUUUAAGCAAAUAUUUGCCUGUAACGUUAGUUGUACACUGAGCCCACCAAUUAAGCCGCCGGCUCAGUCAUUUCUCUCGAGUUUUGCAAAUUUAUUCAAUUAAAUUUAUCAAGUGGAAGUCUGUACAAGGACCGGGCUUAAAGUUUAUGUAAUUGACAUUUGAAUGAAUCAUUGAUUACACUAAGUUAGGGGAUGUCACCUGAAUUGAGUACAAGACAAUAUAAUGAACAUUUGUAAAUAUAGUUUAUCUUAAAGUUAAAAUUUUAAAUAAAAGCUAGCUUAGUAAUUAGUCUUUAAGCAUA
Messenger RNA from Drosophila ananassae, 2014 nucleotides. RefSeq names its product kinetochore and Eb1-associated basic protein (gene Kebab). The coding region runs from base 155 to 1660 and encodes 501 amino acids. NCBI's taxonomy places the organism in Eukaryota, Metazoa, Arthropoda, Insecta, Diptera, Drosophilidae. The record is from RefSeq and is a predicted model, not a curated record. The transcript is spliced from 4 exons.